UGUUGUCUGUGACUGUUUCAGUUUUUGGCGCGAUUAACAAAUUUAUUGUCAACGAUUAACCUCACAUUUGAGAAGGUACCUAGAUUUGGUUUUGAAUCGUUUUUGUUAAUUUUGCAAUAAAUGUAGCCUUACUAUGAAUGAAACUAAAUAUUUAAAUAAUGCAGUAUAAGUAAUAAGUUAAUUUGAUUGUACAUAGUCUGUGACAACGUAGAAAAUGGGUAUUCAGGGAUUGCUUCCCUAUCUCGAAAAAGCUACAAGACCUUGCGAUGUAUCGGAAUUUCGAGGAGGAACUUUAGCGAUUGAUUCAUACUGUUUCCUUCACAAAGGGGCGACCGCGUGUGUGGAACAACUUGCGCGAGGAGAAGAUAGUCCCUUGUAUGUGAAAUAUUGCCUGAAGUAUGUGAAGCUAUUGCUUUCAUACAACAUACACCCUAUAAUGGUUUUCGAUGGCAGAAAUCUUCCAGCUAAAGCUGAGACGGAAGCUAGACGACGCGAUUCGCGAAAAAAGGCAAAGCAAAGAGCAAAAGAACUGAUACAUUUGGGGAAAACAGGGGAAGCCAGAAAUUUUCUUAAACAGUCCAUUGAUAUAACUCCAAAAAUGGCCUAUAACUUAAUAGUGGAAUGUAGAAAACUGAAUGUUGAUUGUAUUGUAGCACCAUAUGAAUCUGAUGCACAGCUCGCAUUUUUCAAUUUAAAAGGUAUUGCUGACGCAGUAAUAACAGAAGAUUCAGAUUUAGUUUUGUUUGGCUGCAAAAAAGUAUUAUAUAAAUUGGAUUUAAAUGGUCACGGACGGUUAGUGGAAACUGAGAAAAUUUAUUUAGCCAUGAAGAUGAGACCUGAUCAAUUUACUUUUGAGAAGUUUAGAUACAUGUGCAUACUUUCUGGGUGUGAUUAUGUUGAUUCUCUCCAUGGAAUUGGUCUAAAAAAAGCAGAAACAUUUUUAAAGCUCACUGCAGAAACAGAUCCGGAGAAGUUUAUUGACAAACUGCCAAGAUAUCUUAACAUGAAACAUCUAGUUAUUACUGAUGAAUACAGAAAAAAAGUUAUGACAGCCAAUGCCACAUUUCUUCAUCAAAUUGUUUUUGAUCCUCAUAGGAAAACAUUAACACAUCUUUCAAGUCCUGAAUCAGUUGGCACAAAAGAAGAAUAUCUUAAAAAUUCUGGAGAAUUUUUUGACAAUGAGAAAGCAUACCAAAUAGCUCUUGGCAACCUUAACCCAAACAACUUUGAGCAAUUUGAUAACUGGAUACCUUCACCGAACCACCCUUACAGUAUUUGGUCAGGAGUAUGUAAAAAAAGAAUAUCAGUUAAAGAAGAAAAGGAAAUCAGUAAAUGGACUUUCACAAAAUAUUUAUCCGCUACCAAUGAAAGUGCUAGAAAGACCUCCGCUCUCGAAUUUGAAAAACAAAAAAUAAAUGAAGACAGUCAGAUUGAAAAGGAACUGUCAAUCUAUACCAGGGCUUUAAAAGUAGAAAAAGAAGUUUAUUGCAAACAUGAACCAGAUGUAGCUUGUGAUACAGAAACUUCUCCAAUAAUAUCCCAAAAUCCAUUUUUAAAGAAGAAAAAAUUAAGUAAAUUCCCUAAUACAUUUGCAGACGAUAAUAUUGUCGUGAAAAGUCGUUUCUUCGAACCAAAGAAAGACGAAGAUUUGAAAGAAAUAUUACAUGAAGAGUGCUCAGAAAUAAUUGUUAAAAAAAGAAGGGUGGAAGACAUUCUAACAGAAGUUAGAACAAAUGAGAGUAUGAUUGAAAUAAUAGAUGUUGACGCUGUGCAUUAUGAAAAGUCUUCUCAGAAGCAAGAAGAUACAGUAACCAGUAAUAUCACUAAGAAGAAAAAACUUUCAUCCUGUAGAUCUGUUGGUUUACAAAAAAAUCGAAUAGGGCAACAAACAUUGCAUAAUUUUUUUGGUACAUUUAACAAGUAG
Molecule: messenger RNA, 1924 nt
Organism: Cylas formicarius (sweet potato weevil)
Lineage: Eukaryota; Metazoa; Arthropoda; Insecta; Coleoptera; Brentidae
Product: exonuclease 1
Exons: 3
Coding region: 215-1924 (569 amino acids)
Biological process (GO): mismatch repair; DNA recombination
Cellular component (GO): nucleus
Molecular function (GO): metal ion binding; 5'-flap endonuclease activity; DNA binding
Source: RefSeq, a predicted model, not a curated record